AUGAUGAGCAAGUACUCUCAAUUCUGGCCCAAGGGUGGUAUGCAGGGUAUUCUACACCACUUUACAGAAACUCUGACUGCAUUCGAAUACACAGCCAAUGCAGCCCGCAAGCCUGACAGCAUUCUUUUCGUCGGAGGUCUCGGUGAUGGUCUAGGAACAACAUCAUAUACGGCCGACCUGGUGCAUGCAUUAUCGCAAACAGAGUGGUCGCUCUUUUCCCUCACCCUCACAUCUUCAUAUCAAUCAUGGGGACUCGGACACCUCGAUAGAGACACGGACGAGCUGGCGCAAGCGAUACGAUACAUCAAAGACUACAAGACAUCCAAGUUCGGCGACAAUGGCAAAAUUGUGUUGAUGGGACACUCGACUGGCAGUCAGAUGGUACUACACUACCUGUCAAGAUCCAACCCUCAUACCACAAAUCCUCCUUUCGAUUCAGAUCUCAAGCAUCUCCAACGACUGGCACUUGAUGGUGCCAUCAUGCAAGCACCUAUCAGUGACAGAGAAUGCAUCAAGCUGGUCUGUCAACAUGGCUUCCGUGGCAAUACUCCGGAUCAAUGUCAGGCAUACUAUGAGCAACUAGUGAAGAUGGCACAAGAGUCCGCCAGCAAAGAAGACCAAACUUUCGACGCACUGCUGCCAAUCCACUUGACAUACCAGAUCGGCUAUCCUGCCAACACACCACUCUCCGCACGCCGCUUCCUGAGUCUCGUGAGCCCAGAAAGCCCGCACAAUCCCUCCGAGGACGACGUCUUCAGUUCAGACCUCAGCGACGAGCAAUUGGCAAAGUCAUUCGGUAUGAUCCAAAAGCGAGGAUUGUUGAAGAACAAGAUGGCUGCUUUCUACUCUGGCGCCGAUCAAGCUGUGCCCGAGUGGGUGGACAAAGCAGGUCUGAUGAAGAGAUGGGCCAAGGCAGCUAAUGCUGGUGGUGGCAAGGAGAUCUGGGAUGCUGAACACAGUGCUGUUGUGCCUAAUGCAUCGCAUGCUUUGAGUAAUGAUGAUCAAGGCCCGGCAAGGAAGUUUUUGGUCGAGAAGGUGUUGGGGUAUCUGAAUAAGUACACAGGUGCAUAG
Messenger RNA from Aureobasidium melanogenum CBS 110374, 1071 nucleotides. RefSeq names its product DUF1749-domain-containing protein. Bases 1 to 1071 code for a protein of 356 amino acids. The record is from RefSeq and is a predicted model, not a curated record. Lineage: Eukaryota; Fungi; Ascomycota; Dothideomycetes; Dothideales; Saccotheciaceae. The transcript is spliced from 2 exons.